Messenger RNA from Lodderomyces margitis, 3996 nucleotides. It is a transcript of the gene TUS1, whose product is annotated as Rho family guanine nucleotide exchange factor. Gene Ontology annotation, molecular function: guanyl-nucleotide exchange factor activity. NCBI's taxonomy places the organism in Eukaryota, Fungi, Ascomycota, Pichiomycetes, Serinales, Debaryomycetaceae. The coding region runs from base 1 to 3996 and encodes 1331 amino acids. The transcript has a single exon. The record is from RefSeq and is a predicted model, not a curated record.
AUGUCUAAAAAGCUACCUAGAAGAAAACCCCCACCAUUGGAAACAGAUGCCGGAUCUACAGAAUCAAGCAACUUUGGCGGAACACUAUUUACUUUACCCCCAGAGCUGAGUCAAUUUGCACGGCCGAUACCUACACAACAUGUCGACUACUCAACAAACACUGUCGAUCUACUAAAUUUGUCUACUCCAACAGAACCACUGUACAACGACACAACUGAGAUUUCUUUUGAUGAAUCCUUCACUUCGGUUGACUCGCCUAAACCAAAGGGGCCGAAGGAAAUAUGGGAAUACGACCAAACUCAUUUCAACGCUAUUCCAAAGGACAUCUCAUCAAGACCCACACACGCUAAUAUACAAAUCAGUCGAAUUCUUCCUAAUCGAAGUUAUCAACAAAUGUCAAGAUCGCAAUCAAACCCAAACAUGGUUAAGAGCACGUCUGUAGAAUCAACUCCUCCUUAUCCGGUGCUGGUGCAUCAAGUGGAACCUCAUAACCCACCUUACCCCACAGGACCCAUUGAAGACUUUCUAGACGACGAUUUCGAUAGCGAAUUCGCUUUUGAUGUUGAUUCUCCUUCACAAAGAAGGACUCGAGCUAUUAUAGAGGAAACAGUUUUUACAACCUCACCGAAAAUGAAUGAUAUCCCCAACUUGAGCACAAGAAGCUCGCAAUCAACAAUCCCAAUCAAUCACAAUCAGAGACAGAGCAUAGACACUUCAUUCACCGAUCUGGCCGGGUCGUCGCCCACAUGUACGCCUAACCAUAGGACAUCCAUGUAUUCCUACUUUCCGGAAUCAAAUUCACAGAGUCGUUCGCCGUCGCCCAAGCGGUCUAUACAUAGCAACUACUUUGAUUCAAGCAAGCCUGUCCUUAUGGUAAAUGACCACGCAGAGGAAAAUGAAGCACAGGACUCGUUGUAUUCUAAACACCAUCCUGUAUCACCUUAUAGAGUGGUUUCUGAUAACCCGUUUUACGAUGAGCAAGAGUUUUAUAACUUUGAGUCACCAGCUACGGAUUAUUUUGAUUAUUCAUUCUUGCCUGAGUUACCGCCAAGUCGAGAUAUAAGUUCCACAAGCUCGCCACCACCACCACCACUACCGACAGGACCACCGCCACCGCUCCCCAAGAAAUUGCAAGAAUUACCACCACUCCCCUUGGAUCUCCCUCAACUCCCAUUUAGCUCUUCUGCAUUACAAGCACAGCAUUUUGAAACUUGCUCUAGUGUAUGGUCGCUAUCAAAUUUGUUCCAAUGGUGUUGCAAAUUACAAAUAUGGUUGAGCGAUCUGACGAUUUCAAAAUCGGAAUUGAUCAAAGCAAUCACAAGGUUAAUUGCAUUCCAUAGGAGCGACGUAUCUCUCGAUGUGGUGAUUCAUAACGCACAGACCGCCUUCAACUCAUUCUUGCAAGCUCAAGCAAUCAAGGUGAUGGAAUUGCAUAGACCCAAUGCCAAUGGAGACCGAAGUGUUGUCAUAUUCGACGAUAGUGCGUAUGUGAAUGGUGUUCUCCCCGAGCUACUGCAAUGUUUUACUACUAUUACACACACUAAGGAUGAAGGUAUGACUUGUUAUUCCACAAUAUGCCCUUUUAGCAGAAUGAUGAACCUCGAGCGUAAAAUGAGAUCUAUGAACAUUAAGGAUAUUGUCUUGGCAACAGAUUGGGCUGCUCAUUGGCGGUUGACUGUUGAUGAUUUGCGAGAUUUAGACACAAAUAUGAUCAAGCGGCAAUCAUUAAUCUUUGACUUGUUGAGGUACGAACAAACAUUUAUACAAAGAGCUAGAUGUUUUGUUGAUGUUGUCGGCCCGCUGUUUGUCAAAGCUGCAAAAGGUUUCUUAGGGCUGAAUAGCUCCAAAAUAAAAGUGUUUGAAGAUGAAGUUAUCAAAACAGGCGCUUCCAUUGUUGAUAUACAUCAGAGCCAGUUGUUUGAACCGUUAUUAAAGGUGCUAAUUUCCGAAGGUAAAUUUAUCAAAAACGUGAUUGAAAUUGUCAAUAUUUACACCGAUUGGGCCAAGCAGGUCCGCCCAUAUUUGGUGACGUAUAUGAACAACAUGCCAAUGAUUGAAGAGCUAUUGAGCAUUCCCAGCUUGAAAACAUAUGUUGACCAACGCAUUGGUCAGUUACCGAGGGUCAAAGAGUUGAGAGUCAAUGUGCCUAUUUUGUUUAUCAGCACAUUCAACUCGAGGUAUCAGCAGAUACCAUUACAGUUGUUGGACAUUCAGAAACGGUUUGAUCGACAUGAACCAGAGUACUUUUUGUUGCAGCAGGCGAGUGAUGAAAUUAAAAAGUUGGGAUCAAAGAUUAAUGACUCGAAAAAGCUUGCUGAUAAUGUGCAUGCACUUGAGCAAUUGAAAACGCAAUUGUAUUGGAAGUCGAGUCUCCGCCAACGGAACCUAAACUUGGGAUCAGUCAAUAGAAAACUCAUUUGUCGCGGUGAUCUCAGCAGACGCGGUGACUUGAAAAUCACAUCACAAAUCAAUCAUGUGAUCAUUUUGGACAAUGUCAUUCUCAUCACUGAGCGGUUAAAGACCCCCAAGCCGAACGGGAACCAGUACAAAAUUUGCGAGGACCCCAUACCAAUUGAUUUCCUCAUUUUUGAAGACCGUGUAAUGUCGACAUCAACAAUUAAACUCUCGUCAUCGCCAAUUACCAAGACAGAGGAAGAGGAUACAACGAAGUAUGGAGUUAAAUUGCGUUAUGCUGGUAGGCCGAGACACUCGUACUUGUUUAUUUGCAAAACAGAACGAGAGAAAGAUGAUUGGAUAGAUUACUUGACAACGGCGAGGGCUAAUAUGAACAAGCGACUUUCGAACACAAAGUUGUAUAGAGGUAAACCGAUAUCAACAACGUGUUUUGCAUAUGAGCUUAAUAACCGCAUUACGAAGUUGCCCGUCGUUGUACCAAACGACACCAUAUACAGUCUCUACAAGGAGUCAGUGGAAAAAGCGCAAACUUUGGGAAUUAGUGACAUUUACAGCCCACAGAUUUUAAGAAGUCGCAUUGUCCACAGUUCGAUUCAGUGCUGUGUCACUUUUGAGCUUAUGGAUUUGAAAUUCACCUUUGUGGGGCUACACUCGGGGCUAUAUUGUUGUGCAUCAAGGAGCCGAUGGAAAAAGCUCCUCCACGGAGAUUUCACCAAGGUACAUGUCGACACCAGCAUUGGGUUGGUGGUUAUACUUAGUGACAAGACUCUACGCUACUACUUUCUCCGUCAGUUGCUCGAUGUCUACACUGGAACGCGACUGGAAAUCGCUGGAAUCACCCUUUCAAAAGAGCCGGUUCUCUUUUUCUCAAUGAAAACGCACAAGAACGUGCCAAUGCUAUUUGUUGCCAAAAAGAAAUUAAACAUCACCUCGUUCAAGGUGCUUAUUCCCGAGACUGACAACAAUGGUGUUUUUUGCCGCUUCAAAGAUGAUCGCAAGUUUUAUAUUGAAGCAGAGUGUUUUGGCAUUUCCAUAUUCAACUCAUCAUUUGCAUUACACACAGACAAGGGGUUUGAAGUUAUGGAGUUGGACAAGUUGAUGCCACGCUCAGUUCCUGAUUUGCCUCGAGCUGAAACUGAGCGGAAAAAGUUGGAUCAGUUUUCUCGCAAGACGACCAGUUCCACCAUGCUUGAAACAAUUAAAAAGCUCGUUGUAUCGCCAGCCUCUAUACCAAUGGGUAUGUUUAAGUUGAAUAAUGGUACUGAAUUUCUUCUUGUUUACUCCGAAUUUGCCAUAUUCAUCGACAAGCAUGGGAAAUUGUCGAGGGAAAAGACUGCCCUCCUUUUCGAUUUCAAGGCACAAUCGAUUCAUUUUGUCGAUAACCAUUUGUUUUUGGUGAGAGAUGACAUUGUAGAGGUGUUGUCUAUAUCUGACUUUUCCAAAGGCUCGAAUGAUUUAGUACAGCUUAUAACUGGGAAAGGUAUUAAAUUGGUUUCAAGUGUCGAAGAGAGAAAUGUAACCUUGGCGAUGGCAAAUCCCCGGGUUUGUGGUUUGCAAUUGUUGUUUGAUUUAGUUAGUUAA